Messenger RNA from Anoplopoma fimbria (sablefish), 3057 nucleotides. Its product is annotated as E3 ubiquitin-protein ligase MSL2-like. The transcript has 3 exons. NCBI's taxonomy places the organism in Eukaryota, Metazoa, Chordata, Actinopteri, Perciformes, Anoplopomatidae. Gene Ontology annotation, cellular component: MSL complex. The coding region runs from base 371 to 2227 and encodes 618 amino acids. The record is from RefSeq and is a predicted model, not a curated record. Gene Ontology annotation, molecular function: ubiquitin protein ligase activity.
GUUAUACCCAAGGGUCUGAUUGGUCCUUAUUAAAAGGAACUUACAUUAUAACCUGAAAGCUCUCGCUGGUGAAUAGAAACAACUAUGCUAACUGUAGCUAACGUUAGCCGCCUGCAGAGCUAGCUAACGUUGUGCGCGUUUAUCGAGAGCAUGUCCCUUGUCUGUUAUUGUGUCUCUUCUAUGUUCACGUGCCUGCACUGACACACUGGAGUGGCUGAUUGUUGCUCCACCAGGCCUCCUCGUAUCUCCUCUCUCCGCUCUGAGGCUUGGCUGUCUGCAGCUCCGUCGCAGUGAGUGGCUGGAUUUAUUUUUUUAUUUUAUUUUUUCUCCCCGGGCCCGUGUUUUCCCCGAGUCUGCGGAGCACACUGCUAUGAACCCCGUCAAUGCUACCGCUCUGUACGUGUCCGCCAGCCGGGCCGUGCUGCAGUGUGACCCGCGGCAGCCUCACACCUUCACAGAGAUGUACAAGCUGCUGCCCUUCUUCAGACAGUCCGUGGCAUGCCUAGUCUGUGGUAAGCUGCUCCAGGAUCCCGUUUCCCCAACACACGCAGAGUGUCAGCAUUUUGUUUGCUUGGGCUGUAAAGGCCAGAAGAUGCAGAUAAGGCCGCCAUGCAGCCGCUGUAAGGAUUAUUCCUGCUUCCAGGAGAACAAACAGCUCUCUUUGCUGGUGCAAUGCUACAGGAAGCUCUGUCUCUAUGUAACUCAUUCGCCGCUGCUGCAGUCGAUCAGCAGCCAUGUGGGAGGGUCUCCAGAGGUUCUGGCCCUGCUAGAGGAGGUGCUAAUGUCACAUGAAGAGGAGAUAGAGACGGAAGACCCAAGCCUAGCACAGGAAAAUGUGAAUCCAUCUGCCCUUAAGUACCUUACCCCCACAGAGGCACCACCUGCUCCUGCAGAGCUGUCAGCUGUACCCCAGAGCUCCUCCUCGGACCCUCCUCGUUCCAAUGGACCACAGGAAUGCAAUGGAGAAAUGCUGGAGGACCUGGAUCCUUCUUCUCCUGAGCUGGAAGUAUGUGAGCUGGUAGAGGAGCAGCCACAGGCAGGCCUGUCUGUGUCAAGUACUGGUUGUGGUGGUCUGGAACUGAGUCUGACCACUGGACCUUUAGCCCCAACGCCAGGCACUGUGUGCUCACUCAGGGAUGGGGAAUCUGGCAGCAGGGAGCUGGAGGAGGGGGAGGUGUUGCUUCUCAGUGUGGAGGAGGUGUUACAGACUUUGGAUCCCCUUCAACCUGGUCAAGAUUCUCCUCAUACACAGCCAGAGCGCAUGCACACGCACCCACACAUAACUACGGACAGAGCACACACUCCAAUGUACAUACAGCUAGACUCGACUCACAACUACACGCAUAUUCAAACUGACAGGACUAACACGGUGGCAAGUCAUGGUGCUCACAUACACGCAUCUUCCUUCGAUCCCCCUCCGACCUCCAAGCCCCCGCCAGUCCGCCUUAAACGAAAACGUUCUCGUUCAGAGAGUGAUAGGGAAAAGGUGAAGCCCCUCCCUAUCGCCUCCAUCCUACAGGGCCCCUCGGCACAUUUACACACUCCAAACCCUUCUCAGACACUGUACAUGCAACCACCCACACCCUCCUUAACUGUACCAGCACACACAUACUCGUCCCUUCCUAACGGGGUGCCGCCCAAGCUCAGCCGGCCUGCGCCGAACCACAAUAAAGCUGCCAGAAAGCAUGUUGAUGCGGGCCCUAAGAAGCCCCAUGCGAAGGCUCGCAGUGGUGGAGGCUCCAAGUCAAAGGACGGAGUCAAAGACCAGCGGUUGUUGUCAGGCUGCCUUGUGCCCCCAGCGCCUGUUAGGCCUCCAUAUAAGAAGCCUGCGGAGAAGAAGGGCUGUAAGUGUGGCAGGGCCACCCAGAAUCCAUCUGUACUGACAUGCAGGGGCCAACGCUGUCCCUGCUAUUCAAACCGAAAGGCAUGCUUGGAUUGUAUCUGUCGAGGUUGCCAGAACUCUUACAUGGCCAACGGGGAGAAGAAGCUAGAGGCCUUCGCCGUGCCAGAGAAAGCCUUGGAGCAGACGCGGCUCACACUCGGCAUCAACCUCACCAGCAUCACCGCGGCGGCUGCACUCCGCAACCCGGCAACCACCAGCAUCCGCGCUAACACCCUCCUCAACGUCGCCACAGCAACCGGGACCCCUGUAACCACAACAUUUCUGUCGCCCAGCCCCCCACAAGAGCCCAACUAUGAGGACAGCCUGGAGCUGCUGAUUGGAUGAGAGGCUAGGGACUCCCAAAAAACAGACAGCUCGAUGCUGAUUGAAUGUGACGGCUGAUCAUUGUGUCUGUCAAGACAACCUGUACCUCCCCACUACCAGAGGGGAGGCAAUAAGGCAGCUAUGGGUCUGUCCUGUUCUGUAACCUGCUCUCCUUCUGUGUUGGAAAAUGCUGAGUAGUAAGACUAGCAUGGGUGUGCCAAAGCCUCCUGUAUUGUGCCUGUGUGCCGGUGUGUAUUGUUGCCUGUCUGUAGUUAAACACUUAUACUCAGUUCCAAGGCUGUUCUGUACUCCAGAGGUGCUUUUUUUUUUUCGUUCAUAAACCACAGACAUACUAUUAGAGGCAAUAGGAACCCAAAUCAGUUUUUUUUUGUUUUUUUUGUUAGUGUCUGCGCACCAUUAUAGAUUUCAGUGUGCGCAUGUGUGAUUUUUGGUGCAUAAUGAUAACAAAAAAAACCGCAUCAUCAAAUCUCGUCACCUGUCACAGCAUUUUCCAUGUUUGAGUAUUACUCCGUGUGUAUUUAAGAAGUGCAUAAUCGGUAUCAGGACGGCCCUUACUAAUCCUUAACCCUGUAUGUGUUCACACCUUAAUUGUGAAUGAAUCUUGUGACUAAUCUAUGGAGAAGUUAUGUCCCACACAAGACUCUAUGCCUUUUCUAUCUCAUUAACUCACUCAAUCAAAGUACUGUUAGACUGAUAAUGAAUUUGUCUUAAUGAACUUGACUGAUGCAGGCAUUGUACAGGCAGCGAGAUAAUGUCAAAGCACUUGGCUGGCUCCACAGUUUCUGUGCAUGUAAGAGAGUGUGUGUAUGUUUGUGUGUGUGUGUGUGUGU